AGUUGAACUCAAUAUUGCUAGAAGUCUGGCAGUUUGGAGGAGCUUCUGUGUAAUCAGUUGGUGGUCUGAUUCCUGAAAAACAGCUGCCUGCUGUUUCCCGUGGAGAUCAUGAAACGACGUCGGCUUCCUAGCAGCAGUGAGGAUUCUGACGACAAUGGCAGUCUGUCCACCUGGUCCCAGCAUUCCAGAUCUCGACAUCGGAGGACUUCGUGUUCCAGACAUGAAGAUCGAAAACCUUCUGAGGUGUUCAGAACGGACCUGAUCACUGCCAUGAAGUUACAUGACUCCUUCCAGCUGAACCCUGAUGAAUACUAUGUGCUGGCAGACCCCUGGAGGCAGGAGUGGGAAAAGGGAGUUCAGGUGCCAGUUAGCCCAGGGACCAUCCCAGAACCAGUAGCCAGGAUUGUGUCUGAGACGAAAGCUGUCACAUUUACGCGUCCCAGGAAGUAUAUUGUUUCGUCAGGUUCGGAGCCUCCAGAGCUGGGCUAUGUUGACAUUCGAACCUUAGCAGACAGCGUGUGUCGCUACGAUCUCAAUGAUGUGGACGUAGCAUGGUUGCAACUUGCCAAUGAAGAAUUCAAAGAAAUGGGGAUGCCCGAGCUGGACGAGUACACGAUGGAAAGGGUCAUAGAGGAGUUUGAACAACGAUGCUAUGAUAACAUGAAUCAUGCUAUCGAGACGGAAGAAGGACUUGGGAUUGAAUAUGAUGAAGAUGUUGUCUGUGACGUCUGUCAGUCUCCAGAUGGAGAAGAUGGCAACGAAAUGGUGUUUUGUGACAAAUGCAAUAUUUGUGUGCACCAGGCAUGUUAUGGGAUCCUGAAGGUGCCGGAAGGCAGCUGGCUGUGCAGGACCUGCGCGCUUGGCGUUCAGCCCAAGUGUUUGCUGUGUCCCAAGAAGGGCGGCGCCAUGAAGCCGACCCGGAGUGGCACCAAGUGGGUCCAUGUUAGCUGUGCUCUGUGGAUUCCAGAGGUGAGCAUUGGAAGCCCAGAAAAAAUGGAGCCCAUUACAAAGGUUUCUCACAUUCCCAGCAGUAGAUGGGCACUGGUGUGCAGCCUUUGCAAUGAAAAAGUUGGAGCAUCUAUACAGUGUUCCGUGAAGAACUGCAGAACAGCCUUUCAUGUCACCUGUGCGUUUGACCGUGGCUUGGAGAUGAAGACCAUACUGGCAGAGAACGAUGAGGUGAAAUUUAAGUCAUACUGUCCCAAGCACAGCUCCACCAAGAAAGCAGAUGACGAGACUUUAAAUGAAAGCCCAGGUCAGGAGAACGGGAUUCAGGACAGCUCUCUUCCUGCCCACAUCGACCCUUUCCACAGCAUGGAUCAAAACCAGGAGGAGGCCCACAGAGUCAGCCUCCGCAAGCAAAAGCUCCAGCAGCUGGAGGAUGAGUUCUAUACGUUUGUUGAGUCUCUGGAAGUGGCCAAAGCGCUGCGGCUGCCCGAGGAGCCGGUGGGAUUCCUUUACCAGUACUGGAAGCUGAAGAGAAAAGCCAACUUCAAUAAGCCUUUGAUUACCCCAAAGAAGGAUGAAGAGGACAAUCUGGCUAAACGGGAACAGGAUGUUCUGUUCAGAAGAUUGCAGCUCUUCACACACCUCCGGCAGGAUCUAGAGCGGGUGCGUAAUCUCACUUACAUGGUGACCCGAAGGGAGAAAAUCAAGAGAUCUGUUUGCAAAGUUCAAGAACAGAUAUUUAAUAUCUACGCAAAGCAGCUGGAACAAGAAAGAGUUUCAGGUGUGCCUUCCUCAUUCUCCUCAAUGGAAAACACGGUGUUGUUCAAUAGUCCAUCUUUGGGCCCCAAUGCCCCUAAGAUAGAGGAUCUGAAAUGGCAUUCUGCAUUCUUCAGGAAGCAAAUGGGCACGUCUCUAACCCACUCUUUGAAAAAACCACACAAGAGAGACAGAGUAAGAAACAGCUCUGGGAAUGACAGCAAAUCCAUGCUGAGGCAGCCCAGCCAAAGGGAAGGCGGUGCAGCUCCAGGUAGCUUUUUAAAUUUUGACAAGACCUUUGCAGAAACACGGAUUGUAUCGGCACAGCAGAAAAAUGGCAUAGUUAUACCAGACCACAGAAAAAGAAGAGACAAUCGUCCACAGUGUGAGGUGAUCAAGCCAGAACUAAAGGAAAAGACUUCUAAACACAACCACAAACCACUGAGACCCACAGAACUCUCUCAGAGGCAACUGGAAAAUAAAAGGGCUGUGAACCACUCCAGUGGUAGGUCAGCACCUGGCACGCGGAGGGAUAUAGUGCCUAAAUGCAACGGGGGUCUUGUCAAAGUAAACUCUAAUCAGACAGUAGUUAAAGUGCCUACGACGCCCACGAGCCCGGUGAAAAACUGGGGCGGAUUCCGAAUUCCAAAGAAGGGAGAGAGGCAACAGCAGGGCGAGAGCCCGGAGGAGACCUGCCGCCAGAACUCCAGCUACCCCUACCUGGGCGUGGGCAGAGUUUCACCGAAGGACAGGGCAAAAAGCAAGCUAAAGCCCGACAGCGAGAAUGAUGGGUACAUCCCCGAUGCUGAAAUGAGCGACUCGGAGACUGAAGUGGCUGAAAAAAAGUGCAGGCAGCAGAGGCUCAGUCCAAACAGCACCAUCAGCAGAAGGACGGACAUUAUUAGGAGAAGCAUCCUGGCAUCCUGACUGGACCCAGGCACACGGUGUCAGCACCGUGGUCAGUAGAGUCACUGCCUACAAGCCAACUCCACAUUAUUUAUUGGUGUGAGAGAGGAGAGUUCUUAGACAUGGCUACAGACUGACAAAUUGAUAACCCGUUAUUCCUGAGCUGUAUAAACAUGUUUACAUGCACUUAAAGCUGUUUUUUUUGCCGCCCCCCAAUUCUGUGAGAAGUUUGAAUCUCCUUUAUUUGCAACUUUCCUGAGUAAGCAGAGAAACGACAUCACUACUAAAAUAGGAUUUGUGAUGAACACUACAGUAACUCACAAAAACCUUUUAGAAGGGGCUAGGGUGGGUGGGGGGAAGUAGGCUGCAUUCAUCCCUUUUAGCUAAAAAGCACUGGUAAAAUUUUACUCCCUUCCCCUGCCUUCUGGAAAAGCACAAGCUCUUAAUUUAACUAGCGUGUAUUGAAGCGAAGAUGGUUGUUUAACCGUACUGCACUGCUAAACCCCGUUACAAAUGGUCACUUUCCUUGGAUGGUGGUAGGCCUUUCUCCUCUGUUUGCAGCAUGUUUUCUGUUGCAUUCAGUUUGAGCGUAGACGGCAGCUCAAAACCUUCCGUAAGCUCCAGAGUUUACAUGUAAAUACACCUACGCGAUGACCAGAUUUCACCAUGACGUUAUACUGGAGGAGGAGGAAGGGACAGGUCAGGGCUGCAGCUGCCUUACAGUGCAACAGCGUGAAAAGACUUGGACCGAGCACAGAGGACGCUCUCGAACGGCUCAGUUCUGAGACGGGGCAGGCUUGUGGGUUACUGCACCCUGUGGAAUGACCCGUCACCGUGUAGUCAGUCACCUGCCUCCGGGAGUAUGAUGACAAUUCAAGAAAAAAAAAUUUCUAAGGCACUAGUCAGUAGGAUUUCCCAAAGCCCACCACAUAUGCACUAUUGGUAUGUAUUGGGAAAGCCAGGCUUAUGACACUAAAGGGUUGCUUUAAAAUAGACAUGAAUAUAUAUUUUUGAAUAGAAUAAAAUGGAAAGGCAAUAAAUUGUGAUUAGCUCUUUACAGUCAAAUGAAGAAAAACUAUUUCAUUCUAUUCUGGACUAGAUUUGAUGGAAGAGGGAACUCAUAUUCUGAUUGUGUACUUUUUUAAUAAUUGCAAAUGGCAAUAACUAGUAAGCUAUGAGCAAUAAUACUAACAGAUCAUUAGGAUAUCGUUUUGUACCAAGGAGGGUGCACAUGUAACAGUGGAGCGUUAGGAGCCUGUAAAUUUUGGAAUUCUGCAUAGAUGUAAGUCAGGUACGUACUGGUGAAAAAGUUUAAGCAGCAGUGUGUUACGGAAAGACAGGCAUAAAGAACCCCCUUCCCCCCCUUCCCUACUCCUAGCCUGCCGUUAUCACAUCCACUCACUUUUUAAUGUUAGACCCUUGCCUCUUGAGCAGGGAAUAUUUAUAACACCGUAGAACUCUGCCAUAACCCAGUCUUCCAGAGGAUUCAAUAAAAAAAAAAGAAAAAAAAAAGGCUUAUUAACACCCUAUCUUGCUAUGCAAGUUACCACUUAAUGGAACAUUUCAACAGAAUGCAUCCCUAGCAUUUGUUUUAAAACUCAGAAGUCUUAACCCUUUGAGAACGGGAAUUUUGUGUAAGAUGUUACUUUUAAAAUACCAUUGCUGGUCCCAAGAAGUUAGAUUAACUUCAUGACUUACUUACAGAGGUGAAAGUCAAACAGGGCACUGGUGAAUCUGAGAUUAGGUAGUCACUCUUGGGCUGCGUUAAAAGCAAAGCACGCACUUGCUCGAACAACAACAGACAGACAAAAGGUAAAUGGAGGUAAGUUCUACUCGACAUACAGCAACGUUUUCCAGACAGGCACUGUUAUUUUUGGUAAGAAAGAAGCUCGUGACCAUAUAGGGAAUUGUUUGCCAAGCCAUAGAUGGAAUAAUCUAAAUUUUGAUUCUAGGUAAACAUUUAACCUCGCACCAGUUUGGAAGAGGUACCUUGUUAAUUUGCACUAUUAUGAAUGCUAACGUUGUGCAGAAUUAAUGCCUUAUCUGUUUUGCUCCCCGACGUUUAGGUUAAUAAGCUUUCUAAUGUUUCAACUUAAGCUGAACCAAAACCAAAAAAAGCUGUAAGAAGACUGCAGUAUGACCAGCUCUGUAGGUUAGUUUUGUCUCCCACGCUUAGCGCUCAGCGGAAGAGGUGUCGUAAGUACAGCAGUGACAAUACAAACCCACCCCUGUAUUUUACUGGGAUAGAACCAUUUACUGAAUUUCUGUUUUUAAGCAUUACCUUUCCUUGUGCAGGCUGACCAAGAGAUCUUUGAUUAUGAUUGGUGUAUUCUGUCAAACUGUAGGCUAGUUGAACUUCUGUAAAGUUGCCUGGAAUGCCAUUUGUUAGGUUAUAAACUCACACGAAUCUAAAUGAAGGGUUAUACGUGUUGUGUAUAAAUCUUAAUUUCAGAAAUUUGAGAAAAUUGUCAUUACAUUUGUAAAACCUUGUACAGAAGAUUUUUCACUAUGUGCCUAGCUUUGGUGUCCAUUCAGCUGAAAUUAAUUAAAAAAGGUGCAUGAAGAGAAAGUUAUAGAAAUAAAAAGUAUAUGUAGAGAUAACUAUUUUAUAUUACAUGGCCCAAUCCUGUAUUUAUUUUCUCCCUUUUUUGAAGUAUUUAUAAAGACCUAGUUGAAGACAGCUGUAUUUUUUGUUAAAAUAUUCAGUAGAAUUGUGCCUUGUUGUCUGUAUGUGAAUAAAUGCUGUACAUUUUUGCAGUAUCCUUGCCA
This is a messenger RNA of Pygoscelis adeliae (Adelie penguin), 5379 nucleotides long. RefSeq names its product jade family PHD finger 1 (gene JADE1). Bases 109 to 2631 code for a protein of 840 amino acids. The transcript has 11 exons. NCBI's taxonomy places the organism in Eukaryota, Metazoa, Chordata, Aves, Sphenisciformes, Spheniscidae. Gene Ontology annotation, biological process: regulation of transcription by RNA polymerase II. Gene Ontology annotation, cellular component: histone acetyltransferase complex. The record is from RefSeq and is a predicted model, not a curated record.